AUCGCAAGGAUGUGGACUGUCCCUUCCUGUUUUAGUGCCGAGAGAGCCACCGUACCGACUCACACUGGAGCAGGAAUACAGGCACUCAUAACGCGAUUAUGCCUGGAUUUUCGCUGUGUUUGUCAAAGGCACGGAGUUGUAUUUUCCGUCGCGGGCUAUACAGGGUUAUAUAUUAGGGAACGCUGCUAUGUUAUUCUCCGGGUAGCUGGUAACAUAGCAGGCCUGUUUAUUGCGCUGCCAACCCUUUUUUGCUUUCCCAUGAUUGUCCUCCCCUUUUCACACUCUCAUGGCGGAGACUAAAAUAAUAUAUCACAUUGACGAGGAGGAGACUCCUUAUCUGGUCAAACUGUCUGUUCCUCCGGAGAAAGUCACAUUAGCGGAUUUUAAAAAUGUCCUCAACAAUCGGCCGGUCAACAGCUACAAAUUCUUCUUCAAAUCCAUGGACCAGGAUUUUGGGGUCGUCAAAGAAGAAAUCUCUGAUGACAACGCCAAGCUGCCAUGCUUCAACGGGAGAGUAGUGUCCUGGUUGGUCCUGGCAGAGAGUGCACACUCUGAUGGAGGAUCUCAAUGCACGGAGAGCCAUCCAGAACUUCCCCCACCCCUCGAGAGAACAGGGGGCAUCGGGGACUCACGGCCCCCGUCCUUCCAUGCCAAUGCAGUGAGCAGUCGUGACGGCCUGGACACAGAGACUGGUACAGAGUCUCUCCUAAGCCACCGCAGAGAGCGAGAGAGAGAGCGCGCACGGAGGAGAGCUCGAGAAACUGAGCUCCCUCGCAUCAAUGGUCACUCCAAAUCAGAGCGCACUGCAAGGGACUCGGCCAUGGGUUACGACAGUGCCUCGGUAAUGAGCAGUGAGCUGGAGUCCAGCUCAUUUGUCGACAGUGAAGAAGAUGAGGAUGCUAGCAGACUCAGUAGUUCCACAGAACAGAGUUCGUCUUCACAGCUGAUGCGCAGACACAAACGGCGCAGACGGAGGCACAAAGUGGCAAAGAUCGACCGGUCAUCGUCUUUCAGCAGUAUCACAGACUCCACGAUGAGCCUAAACAUUAUCACCGUCACACUAAACAUGGAAAAAUACAACUUCCUUGGUAUCAGUAUUGUCGGUCAGAGUAAUGACCGGGGGGACGGCGGUAUUUACAUCGGCUCUAUCAUGAAGGGAGGAGCUGUAGCUGCUGAUGGCAGAAUAGAACCUGGAGACAUGCUACUACAGGUGAAUGACGUCAACUUUGAGAACAUGAGCAAUGAUGACGCUGUGAGGAUCCUGAGAGAGAUUGUUUCCAAAACUGGUCCCAUUAGUCUUACUGUUGCCAAAUGUUGGGACCCAUCUCCCCGAAGCUACUUCACCAUCCCUCGUGCUGAGCCAGUGAGACCCAUUGAUCCUGCAGCCUGGAUUUCACACACAACAGCCCUAACUGCACCUUACCCUCACUAUGAGUUUGAUGACUUGCCUCUGUCUGUAAGUAAAACAGAUAUGGCAACUAUUGUCAAAGUGAUGCAGUUGCCUGAUUCUGGCCUAGAGAUUCGAGACAGGAUGUGGUUGAAGAUCACCAUUGCAAAUGCUGUUAUAGGUGCUGAUGUAGUGGACUGGCUGUACUCCAGAGUGGAAGGAUUCAAGGAUAGGCGCGAUGCGAGGAAGUACGCGAGCAGUCUGUUGAAGCACGGUUACUUGAGACACACUGUCAAUAAGAUCACCUUCUCUGAACAGUGCUACUAUACCUUUGGGGACCUCUGCCAAAACAUGGCCUCACUCAAUUUGAAUGAAGGAUCCAGUGGUGGAGGUUCUGAGCAGGACACUUUGGCACCACUACCUCCCACUAGCAACCCCUGGCCUCUGGGCGGGCAGCCAUUCCCCUACCCUCCUUUCCCCACUGCACCCCCGAGCUUUCCGCCAGGAUACUCAGACCCAUGCCACAGUUUCCACAGUGGGAGCGCAGGCAGCCAACACAGUGAGGGAAGCCGAAGCAGUGGAUCCAACCCCAGCGCAGGCAAAGGUAGACGUUCAUCCCCACAGGAAAAGGGUCAAAGGUCAACAUGCAGUGAAUCAGAGCCAGGAAUCCGCGGAGGGCGGCGUGGUGACAGAUCUGCCAGUCAAAUGAGCCAUCACAGCCACGCCAUCUCUAGCCAAAGUCACGCAAGGUCAAGUCUCAGCCACAGUCAUUCACACAGGAGCCACCCUGUCACACAGAACAACCACCCCCCGUUCACCUACAGCCACGCCGCCUUUACUCAGCCAGCUCCAGGCUCCUGUGCCCAGAGCGAGCGAAGCCAUGCCUCCUCCUACGGCCCCCCAGGCUUGCCUCCCCCUUAUUGUCUGGCCCGUCUGGCCCCCAAGACCUCAUUCAACAGUAGCACGCCUCCUGGAGCCCCACCUGGGAGAGAGUUAGCAGCCGUUCCUCCUGAGCUCACCGCCAGUCGCCAGUCCUUCCAGCAUGCUAUGGGCAAUCCCUGUGAGUUCUUUGUUGACAUCAUGUGACAGAACAGUGCCUUUUUAACUCAGUGAGCACAAAACAGCUCUCCCUGAUCCCUUUCAACCCUGUUCUCCUUUUUCCUCUCAGUCUUUUGACCAUCUCUAAACUUCAGAAUGUAGACACUGACUGGCCCUCUCCACAGCCCCCUGCUGUCUGUCCCUCUGAUGUCCAAGCAAAGGAAUACAGGCAGCAAGAGCACAACAGGAGUAGUCCUCUCGCACACAAGCAGGGGUCCUCUGGCUGAAAACCCUCUUUUGUAUUGACGUGACGUGUACAGUUUGUGAAACGUGAGUGGUAUUCAGUGUACUGAUUUCUGUAAAGAUGCCAUGCAGACAUUUUUGGGAGUGUGUACUCUACCUAGGAUAUUUUCUGUUCUGCGCCUUUAAGCUGGCUGGGCCUGGAUCUCAAUCCCCCAGACCCAGGCCAAUAACUAUGGCCUACGAAUCUUUUUCUGGACAUAAAACUCGGACUGGAACACCUAACUCAUAUUUGUGUAUAAUGCUACAGUUUAGCACAUUACUCUGGCCCCACUCCCCUUAUGUCAAGGCGCUGCCACUGGCGUAUUUAAGCUCUUACCUGCCAACUACUAAUAACGCUAACCUUGAUCAGUUCACAAUCCGAGGAUUUCCAUAAGGGAGACCCUUUAGCCAGCCUUUAGUUCGACUAGGCUGCAUAUUGCAUGACUGUCUCACCUGCUUUAAAGAAAACAUAUUCAUUCAUUUUGUUUAAAGUAUUACCGUUAUUGGGGGAGGAGGUUACCUCUUUCCUGUGUUCUUAAGGAAGAAUCCAUACACUGGAACAUUUUCGUGAUGUUAUUUAUGUGAUCCUUUUGCAUUGAUGGUGUCAUACUUUGUCUACUACGAAUGACUGACUGACAAUCAGGCAUCACUCUUUAUGAAACGGUGGCCAUUUCUCAAUGUCCUAGGUGUGCUUUGUCGAAUGUAUCAUUAUUUCUGUCAGUGAUUAAACCCUGACACCCAUAACACUUAGUUUAAACAUGUUUAAAGAUCAGCAGGAUUGCAAACUUUGGACACUCACAACAGCAAACUGUGAAAGCAAACUCAAAGGUUGAUUAGAUAACGUAGUUUGACAAAAGCAUCAGGUUUGUCUCCUUCAGUUGUGGACUUUGUUGAAAAGUCAGUGUGAUAAAAGCCAAA
Messenger RNA from Pundamilia nyererei, 3625 nucleotides. It is a transcript of the gene dvl1a, whose product is annotated as dishevelled segment polarity protein 1a. The transcript has 15 exons. Lineage: Eukaryota; Metazoa; Chordata; Actinopteri; Cichliformes; Cichlidae. Gene Ontology annotation, biological process: canonical Wnt signaling pathway; intracellular signal transduction. The coding region runs from base 287 to 2473 and encodes 728 amino acids. Gene Ontology annotation, cellular component: cytosol. The record is from RefSeq and is a predicted model, not a curated record. Gene Ontology annotation, molecular function: frizzled binding.